UGUUGGUGGGAUCCGUUGCGCACAGCUGGUGACGUCGCUGCGCAGCUUCAUCCAACCGUUCUGAGCUGAGGUUCGUCCACACCAACGUGUGACUUUUCUCCUGUGAGAGGACGAACAUGGAGCUACAGGUGGAAAACCAAAGCCAGCCUCUGGACACCAACACAGGGAGGCUGCCGGUUAAACUAAUCCUGGGGGUCGGGGUGGAUAUCUUCGUUUCUCUGCUCAUAUUCGGACUCAUCUUUUUCCUCGGCGUGCUCGGGAACACUUUGGUCAUCACGGUUCUGGCGCGCAGCAAGCCGGCGCAGCCCAGGAGCACCACCAACAUCUUCAUCCUGAACCUGAGCGUGGCGGACCUGUCCUACCUGCUCUUCUGCGUCCCCUUCCAGUCCACCAUCUACAUGCUGCCCACCUGGGUGUUCGGCGCCUUCAUCUGCAAGUUCACGCACUACUUCUUCACCGUGUCCAUGCUGGUCAGUAUCUUCACCCUGUCCGCGAUGUCCGUGGACCGCUACGUGGCCAUCGUCCACGCCAGGAAGUCCUCGUCCAUCCGGGUGGGGAGGCACGCCGUGCUCGGGGUGCUGCUGAUCUGGCUGCUGUCGCUGGUGAUGGCGGCUCCCGUGGCGCACUACCAAAGCAUCGUGGAGCGGGAGGACAACAGCACGUUCUGCUGGGAAGUGUGGCCGGACCAGCAGAGGAAGGUCUACGUGAUGUGCACCUUCGUGGUCGGAUACCUGCUGCCGCUCGCGCUCAUCUCCGUGUGCUACGCAAAGGUUUUAAAUCAUCUGCACAAAAAGCUGAAGAACGUCUCCAAAAAGUCAGAGCUGUCCAAGAAGAAGACUGCUCAGACCGUCCUGGCCGUGGUGGUGGUCUUCUGCCUGUCCUGGCUGCCUCACCACAUCGUCCAUCUGUGGGUGGAGUUCGGCUCGUUCCCCCUGAACCAGGCCUCCUUCGUGUUCAGGGUGGCGGCUCACUGCUUGGCCUACAGCAACUCCUCCGUCAACCCCAUCAUCUAUGCCUUCCUGUCUGAGAACUUCAGGAACUCCUACCGGCAGGUCUUCUGGUGCCGGGCGCCCAGCGACUGUCCGCUCAACGACACCAGGGACCUCCGGAGCCGGCUGGAGGCGCCGCCGUCCACCAACGUCAGCGUCACAAAUAAAGCUCACGACUCUCAGAUCAGUAAAAUGCUUUGAUGCAGAGAGGAGAGUCCGACCUGACUGAUGCUGACUGAGGCUCAAUGUUGAUAUCAUAGACUGUAUAUAAAGAUGGACGUAGCAUCUGGCUCCAGAAUUGAAGCCCACCCAGAAGUGUCAAAAACUUGCAAUAUCACGCCGUCCGCUAGGGUUGGCUCCAAAAAGCUUUUUCUCCAUAGACCCCAAUUCAUUUUUGGAAAAAAUAAAAUUUGAUAGACUGAUUUUCUUCAGCUCAGGAUUUUUUCCUGUUAGUUUUCAUGGUCAAAAUGAGAGAUCAGGUGGCCGAUCUUAAAAUAAACCAAUACUGAAUUUUAAAUAAAUUGUCAAAGUUGGUGGAGCCAGGGGGCGUGGCUAUACUUGAUAGACAGCAACAGAAGCCUCUGCGGUAAAAUGUGGGCGGGAUAAGAGAGUCCUCAGCCAAUCCUGCCCCUAGUCGCUCUCCGGUCCAGUCUGUUUGAUGACGCUUUUUACGUCACUGGCUCCAAAAAAUCCAAAACUGCGACCAGGAAGUAGCAAAAUCCGGGCUUCAUUUCUCAGCGUUGAAACCAACGGGUGACGUCACGGUGAGUUUACGCCUGGUUGAUAUCUGAGGUUAAAGAGCUGAUGUAUUUGGGUUUUAAAACACUGUAAGGAGCACAUUGGGACACUGUUUGGUACAGCUGCUUGUUUCUCUGAGUUUUGUAUUUGAAUGUCAUUUUUAUUGUAUACCUGUGAUCGUGACAUAAUUAUUAGAAAUGUCAGCAAAUAAGAGACAGAGCAGAAAACAGGGGGCACUAGCAUCAUAAAAUACACAGUUUUGGAGAAAGAAGCUUUUUAUCCAGAACUCAUUGGUUAGGAAUUAUUAUUCAGGUAUUUAACAGGAAGUGUUUGGACAAAAGGUAGUAUUCUGUCUGGAACAAAGCUUCAAAACGAUGAAUAUUUGGACAGAAAGUGGUAUUUUUUUGUUGGAAUAAAUCUUUGAAACCAUAAGUUCCACACUUCAGCAAUCCAAUUUUUUAGGUGGCGCUAUUGAGACAAAAACAUCCAUCCAUCCAUUAUCUAUACACUAUUAAAUCCUCAUUAGAGUCAUGGGGGUUGGAGUCUAUCCCAGCUGACUGAGGGUGAAGGUUCACCUGGACAGGUAACAGUCUAUUACAUAGAGACAAACAAUCACACUUGCAGUCACACCUACAGACAAUUUAGAACAACCAAUUAACCUCAGCAUGUUUCUGGACUGUGGGAGGAAGCUGGAGAACCUGGAGAAAACCCAUACAUGUACAGGAAGAACAUGGAAAAUUCAUGCAGAAAGAUCUUGGGAAGGCUGGGACGCAAUCCAGGGAGUUUCUAAUUGCAAGGCAACAGUGUCAACCACCAAUCCACUGUAGAGCCCCUUACAGAAUGUACAGUAUUGGAGAUUUUUUUUAACCAGAACUCAUUAGUCAGGAAGUAUCUGUAGCUGGGUAGAAUAAACCCUUUUAACAGUAAAUGUUUGGACAAAAACUAGUAUUUUGUCUGCAACAAAGCUUCAAAUCUAAGAAUCUUUGGACAGAAAGUAGUAUUCUUUUGGUGGAAUAAACCUUUGAAACUAUAAGUUCAACACUUCAGCCAUCAUGGGCUGCACGAUGAAUCAGUGGUUAGCACUGUUGCCUCUCAGCUAGAAGAUCCCCCGUUCACAUCCCGGCCUUCCUGAGGUCUUUCUGCAUGAAUUUUCCAUGUUCUUCCUGUACAUGUGUGGGCUUUCUCCUGGUUCUCCAGCUUCCUCCCUCAGUCAAAAAACAUGUUGAGGUAAGCUGUUGAUUCUAAAUUGUAGGUGUGAAUGUUUGUGUAGCCCUGUGAUAGACUGUUACCUGUCCAAGUGAACCUUCUCCCUCAGUCUGCUGGGAUAGACCCCAACCCCCACGACUGUAAUGAGGACUAAGCGGUGUAUAGAUGACGGAUGGGUGGAUGUUCAAAAUGGUCCAAAAUGACUCAAAAUGUCAGAAAUUUGUUCUAUCCUAUUUUAAAUGACCCAAAAGAAGUCUGAAAUAACCAAAAAGAAGUCCCAAAAAAGUCUAAGUUUUAUCAAAAUGACUGGAUGAGGAUUAAGCAGUGUAUAGAUAAUGAUGGAUGGAUGGAUGGAUGGAUGGAUGGAUGGAUGGAUGGAUGGUUAGGAAGUACUGUUUGGGUAGAAUAAACCCUUUUAACUCUAAAUAUUUGCACAAAAAGUAGUAUUUUGUCUGGAACAAAGGUUCAAAACUAUGAAUAUUGGGACGGAAAGUUGUAUUUUUUGUUGGAAUAAACUUAUAAAACUACAAGUUCCACACUUCAGCAAUCAUCCAAUCUGAUAGGUGGCACUGUUGAGACAAAACAACCUCCUAGAAAUGCAGUCCUGAAACUACAGAUUCAGAAUAUUGUAAGUUGUAGCUUGUUGGUUGAACAUAAUUGAAACAGAAAUUGUCGUUAACUCAAAUAGCUCAUGGCAAGCUGUUGUCGUUGAACCUAAACAUCUUUUAGAGUGAAGAUCUAGUAGAUGUUUAUGGCAUCACAUUUGUCUUCUUGCUGUUUUGCUAAACUAUUUCAGACCUUAGACUUCAAGCUGCUAGCACCAGUUGGUCUUUACUGUUCCUAUUCCUGAAUAACUAGAAAGAGCUUUAUGCCGAUGGCACAAACCAAACUUAACCCUUAACUCUGCCUGGUUUUACCGCUGCAUGUUCACACAACAUCGACGUAACUGUGACUGAUUUUCGGCGCCAUGUGUUGCUAAGACGUGUUGCAGCAACAAAAGUCGGGUUGAACAGUCAGCACAAGAAGCACAAGAAGACUGACUGCAGAAGAAACAGUUGGCUUGGAAGGAAACAACUGAAAGCAUCAGUGACUGUUCUCAGGCAGCUUUUGUCCAGAAUGUAAUGUAAGAAAGAAGUGAAAAGACCUCCUGAGUUGGAAAGAGAAAGACAUUUCUUUAACAAAAAGACACAAAACUGUUGGGGUGUUCCGUGAAGAACGUCAGCAUAUAGUCUGUAAUCAUUGAUUGUUGAUUAUGAACAUUGAAACUACUGGUUUGGUUGGAGGUAAAGCAGCUGUAUAAUGACCUACUGCGAGAGGAGUGUUGUCUCCUACGAGUGCUUAGUGCUACAUGCUGUGUUGUUGCUAUAGAAAUGGCCUAGUUUUUACAUGUGUGUCUGAUCCUGAUGAGAGGUUCAACUUAUGGUCGCGAAGAAGAUGGCUUCAGCCCAGAUGAUGCAACUAGUGUACCUGGUAUGCUUAUUGUAUUUCAAGUGUCAAGGUGUAACCGACUCAUCGUACGACCAACUGUUAGCCCUGAUGGUACAAAUAAAAACUGCUACGUCCAGUUUAUUACAGA
Acanthochromis polyacanthus (spiny chromis) is the source of this 4509-nucleotide messenger RNA. RefSeq names its product galanin receptor type 1-like. Lineage: Eukaryota; Metazoa; Chordata; Actinopteri; Pomacentridae. Bases 117 to 1190 code for a protein of 357 amino acids. Gene Ontology annotation, molecular function: galanin receptor activity. Gene Ontology annotation, biological process: negative regulation of adenylate cyclase activity; positive regulation of cytosolic calcium ion concentration; G protein-coupled receptor signaling pathway. The record is from RefSeq and is a predicted model, not a curated record. The transcript is spliced from 3 exons. Gene Ontology annotation, cellular component: membrane.